AUGAAGGUCACAACGAUUGAAGAAGCACAAGACAUCUGCAACAUGAAAGUGGAGGAUAUUAUUGGGCCACUUCAAACUUUUAAAUUGGCUAUCAAUGAUAGAUUUGAAAAGAAGAACAAGAGCAUAACUUUUAUCUCUAACACUGAGAAUAAAGAGGAUCAAUGUGACUUAGAGACUGAUGAAGGAAUUUCUAAUGCCAUUGUGCUUCUUGGGAGGCAAUUCAAUAAGGUGUUGAAGAUAAUGGAUAGGAUGUCAAGACCUAAUGUCAAGAACAUGUCAUUCGACAUAAGUAAGAACAAUGAUUCUCAUAGAAAAGCAAGAAGAGAGGAAAAUCCCAAUCAAGGAAAAGGUGAAACUGAUGAUGAAACUGCUAAGCAUGUUACAUCUUUCACUAGUAGAUAUGAAUAUGAUGAAGACUCGUGUGCUGAGGAUGUCUCUUAUGAAGAAUUCUCUGCUUCCUACAAAGAGCUUUGUGUCAAAAGUAAAGAGGUGUGUAAGACAGGAGAAGAGCAAAAGAGAAUCCUAGCUCAACUACAGGCUGAAAAAGAGAAAUUUUUAUCUACUGUCACUGAUCUUGAAAAUAAGGUAACUCUAUUGUCAUCUAAACUUGAAAAAAUGACCAAAUCCAUAAGAAUGUUGAACAAUGGGUCUGGCAUGCUAUAUGAAAUUAUUCAAGUUGGAAAAGGGGAUGGAAACUUAAAAGGUAUAUGUUUUAAUUACCAAUAUCAAAAUAAACAAGGAAAAACCCCUGUGACAAAAUUUAUUCCUCUAGAAAGGAAGUAUGAACCUAUGAUGUCCGACCAAAUGUUACAACAUCCUGCCAGACAUCAGGAAACUCAAACUAAAGUCAAGUUUUUGCCUUGGAAAUGUGAUUACUAUGGUAAAUAUGGACAUAUAAAGCCUUUUUGUUACAGACUAUAUGGUUAUCCAAAAUAUCCAAAAUAUCCAACAACUAAUCAUGUGAUGAUUAAAACUAGAAAGGAGUGGAAACCUAAGAUUGUUGUCUAUAGUCUUAUAGCCCAUACUUCUCUUAGAGCUCCAUCUAGAGAAGACUGGUACUUUGACAGUGGUUGUUCAAGACACAUGACAGGGGUCAAUAAGUAUUUGGUGGAAAUAAAAUCUUAUUCCUAUAGUUUUGUCACAUUUGGUGAUGGAGCUAAAGGUGAAAUCAAGGGUAUAAGAAAGAUAGGUUGCACUGGUCCUCCUAGACUAGAUGAUGUUCUGCUUAUGAAAGGCUUGACUGCAAAUCUCAUCAGUAUUAGUUAA
Messenger RNA from Lathyrus oleraceus (garden pea), 1266 nucleotides. RefSeq lists its product as uncharacterized. The record is from RefSeq and is a predicted model, not a curated record. The transcript has 2 exons. NCBI's taxonomy places the organism in Eukaryota, Viridiplantae, Streptophyta, Magnoliopsida, Fabales, Fabaceae. Bases 1 to 1266 code for a protein of 421 amino acids.